UCACCCAUACAGCACACAGGUGUUACAAACGACCAUCAAGCUCUCUCUCUCUCUCUCUUCGAUUUCGAUGAUCUUCUCGCUCUAACAACAUCGAAGGCUUUCAUGGUCGAUCUUUUCCGACGACGCUGAUCUUGCUUCACACACCCAUUCUUUCUCGUUAAAGAUAACACCAAGAUUUUCAAAGGGAAAAAGAAAAAGAAAAAGAAAAAGAAAAAACUAUUUGUUGUCAGGUGGGUAAAAUAAUUUACGCAGCAAUUCAUGGCGGACUUAGAAAAGUUGCUUCUGGAGGCAGCCGGAAGAACCAGUACAGCAGGGAGGAACCGUCAUUCGCCUCCAGCAUCUAGACGGCGACACAAGGGUUCAUAUUCUGAUGAUGGAAGUGACUCAAAGGAUGAUGACUCAGAUGAUGAUCGUGGUUAUUCAAACAGAAAACCCUCUGCAUCUCAAGUUCCUUUGAAAAAAAGGCUAGACCCUGCAGAAAGAGACGAUGAUCAGAGCAGCCAGGAAGAAGGUGAUGAUGCUGGUUAUGAUCAUGAUGGUGACAGUGGUGAUGACUCUGUCGGGAGUGAUCUUUACAAGGAUGAAGCUGACAGGCAAAAGCUUGCAGAGAUGACCGAACUUGAAAGGGAGCUCAUAUUAUCGGAACGUGCAUCGAAGAAAGAUGAUAAAGAAUUGCGUGAAAAGAUGAGAUCGAAGCGGAAUGACAAGAAGAUGCCCCAACCUAGAAAAGAGAAAGAGAGUCCGCGUCGUACGUCCUCACGUGGUGUGCGCUCCUCUGCCAGAUCAGCUGACAGAGCUGCGGCAAAGGAUGAUGCGCUGAAUGAGUUGCGAGCAAAACGACUAAAGCAUCAAGGUCCGGAGGCUCAACGGAAAUUGAGGGAUGCAACUAGGGGAGGUUCAGGCAGCAGGGGGUUUUCACCGAUCAAGAGGAAAGCCUUCACUGCAGCAAGUAUAAGUAGCUCCAGCCGGAGUGAAAGUGGUUCCCAUAGUGAUGAUGAAGAGUCAACAGGGGAUGGGGGAAUGGUUGACAGUGAUGAAGACAAGACCUCGCCUGGUUCAGUGCCAAAAUUUGAGGAUAUAAAGGAGAUCACUAUCCGUCGGUCAAAGCUGGCUAAAUGGUUUAUGGAGCCUUUCUUUGAUGAGUUGAUUGUGGGAUGCUUUGUGAGGGUUGGAAUUGGAAAAUCGAGAACCGGGCCUAUCUACAGGCUCUGUAUGGUUCGUAAUGUUGAUGCCACAGACCCUGACCGACAGUACAGGCUGGAUAACAAAAUGACACACAAGUAUUUGAAUGUUGUUUGGGGCAAUGAGAGUUCUGCUGCCAGGUGGCAGAUGGCUAUGAUUUCGGACUCCCCUCCUCUCAAGGAGGAGUUUGACCAGUGGGUUCGAGAGGUGGAGCGCAGCGGAGGUCGGAUGCCGAGCAAACAGGAUGUGCUUGAGAAGAAAGAGGCCAUACAAAAAACCAACACAUUUGUCUACUCAGCUGCCACUGUGAAGCAGAUGUUGCAGGAGAAGAAAUCGGCCACGUGGAGGCCGUUAAAUGUUGCGGCCGAGAAAGAUCGGUUGAGGAGGGAGAUGGAAGUGGCGAAAAGCAGGAACGACGAGGCAGAGGUGGAGAGGAUCAAGGCAAGACUGGUGGAAUUGGAUGCGUCCCGGCAAGUUCAAGAGAAAGAUGCGAAGGCUAUAAGGCUGGCUGAAAUGAACAAGAGGAAUAGGGUUGAGAAUUUCAAAAAUGCAUCCGAACUAAAACCCGUGAAUACGAGUUUGAAAGCCGGUGAGGCCGGGUACGAUCCGUUUUCAAGGCGAUGGACUAGGUCAAUGAAUUACUAUGUUUCAAAGGGCAGCGGUGGAGGAAAUGAAGCUGCCGCUGCUGCAGCAGCGGUGAAUGAUGAUUCUAUUGCAGCGGCAGGUGUGGAUUGUAAAACAGUGGAGGCUGGUGUAGCGGCUACCGCAGCGGCCUUGGAAGCUGCAGCUGAUGCAGGGAAGUUGGUGGACACUAGUGCUCCAGUGGAUCAAGGAACAGAGUCCAAUACGAUGCAUGAUUUUGAGCUACCGAUCUCUUUGGCUACGCUUCAGAAGUUUGGUGGUCCCCAAGGAGCCCAAGCGGGGUUCAUGGCGAGAAAGCAGAGGAUAGAAGCGACGGUUGGAUGCCGGGUCCCAGAUAAUGACGGAAGGAGACAUGUGCUGACACUUACAGUUAGCGAUUACAAGAGGCGCAGAGGGCUGCUUUGAAGUGUGUUAUGCUACUCCCCAGGUAUGUUUUUAAGGUAGAAAUUCUGAUUUUGUGUCAAAAUAAGUUAAGUGUCCUAAUAAGUUAAAUUUGAAUUGGGAGUACUGGGAUUUAAGGGUAGUGUUGUUGUGUAAUUUGUAAGCUGUAAAAUUAUUAUAAUAUAUUUUUUUCUUUUUGGAAGAAAAUUAAGUUGUACUGAAACUUGUUAUCUUUCAUAUGUAGUUUGAAGUUUUGGAGAACAUGAAUGUUGUUUUGGUAAAGACUUUGAAGUUGAUUUUGGAGAUAAAUGCCUGUGAAUUUGUUUUGGUGAA
Camellia sinensis is the source of this 2538-nucleotide messenger RNA. Its product is annotated as protein RTF1 homolog. Gene Ontology annotation, molecular function: RNA polymerase II C-terminal domain phosphoserine binding; DNA binding. Lineage: Eukaryota; Viridiplantae; Streptophyta; Magnoliopsida; Ericales; Theaceae. Gene Ontology annotation, cellular component: Cdc73/Paf1 complex. The record is from RefSeq and is a predicted model, not a curated record.